UGCCGGACGUCACCGAUUGGCCGACAUCUUCCUAAAGCCUGAUUCGCAUAAUCGCGCAUGCGAGUAUUGUGCCGGCAAUACUUCGCUGAGUUCUCAGAGCGCCCAUUUUAUAAAAUCAUUACGGGAGCAAGUGCGACGCGACGGACACUCGGGAGAGUCGGUGUAUUUGGCGUCGCGCCGAGACGCUAAUAAAGAGCGGGUAUCAGGGUGUCUCGUUGUCAAGUUCGAGGACGACCCGGUUUCUGAGGUAUCGUGGUCCAGCGAUGCGCGCCGGCAACGGUAUUUGAGGAAUUUUCACGUACAUCGAGCAGCAACGAGGCAGGAAGAAAGUGAAAAAAAAGUUUAACAAACGUGGGUUCUCGCGGGAGCCAAUGUUAAACGAUGUUGCUGUGUUGUGCUUUCUAAUGGCAGAGAAGAUAUGCAGUCCUGUUGGAUUAUCAUGCUAGGUACUACUGCCUGGUAUAUAUUAUCCCGUCUAGUAACAUUCUCAAUCCCUUUUGCGUAGUGCUUAUCCUAAUACGUCUUGUACUACUUUCCUUGGCACAAACACAAGUGGUAACGUUCCAGCAGUUGUAGUUUAUCUUGUCUGUCAAAGUCCUGUUGAUAUCUUCAACGUAAAAGUGGCUUGUCAGUGAAUAUUUAUAAAUGAUACAGACAAAUGUUGUAGCAGACUGUAUUGUUACGUAGUAAUUAUGUUUUACUGUGUAUCCAAGUCACCGGGUGCAUUGUGAAGUGCUUACACCAGGAUUUACCAUGGUUUACAUAUGGUACUUGAUAAGACUGGAAGAUCCUGCAUGCAUCGUACAUUAAAAGGAAGCACGAAUCUGGAUACUUGAACGUAUAAGUACAAUUUUAAUUAUUAGGAAUACCAAAGUUUGUCCUUUUCGUAGCUGAUGAAUAACAAAGAGAACUUUAAAUGCCGGUUGUACCUCGUUCCCAUUCAUUAUAAAGAAAAACCGAACGCACCCGAGACACAAGAAGAUUAACGAAAGGCGGGAAAGCCGGAGGAGCAACAAGAUUUACGGUUGAAGAGCCGAUCUAAAAAUUACUCCGUACCGAGAGACCGAGAAAGAAUGCAAAAAAGAUUCUCGUAGAGGCACAGUUAAACGUUGCUAAAGGAGAAGGUGCAGUCAACGAGCAUCGUCCGGGACUGAGUAGCUGAAUCAAGAUACUCCGCAGGAGGACAUCGAUUGGAGGAUUUUCAAGUUGCCAAGUGAAAGCAUCGGUAUUGGUGUUUCGUACGAACAAAAAUAAAACAUUAGGUCAGGAAUAAGUGACGACAGCUCGUAUGACUUCAGUAGCAGCAGCAGCAGCAGCGGCAACGGCGCUCGGUAGUCAGAUAAAAGCGAUACAUUUCUUAUAGGCGGGGUAACAGUAGCAACAUUGUAUACCGUAAGGUUUUGUCAGUGUGACGAUGCAUGUUUACGUCUUGGACCAAAACAUCGAUGACCUUGAAAACGGGCUGGUCACGUGAUCUAAAAGGAGAUCAGGAAUUGGCUGAACGAGGAGUGUAUUACGCCUACUGCGCCGUGCGCACUGUGCUCUUCUGAUUGGUUGUUCGAUGCCAGAGCUGGAGAGCAUUCAGUUGGACGGCAAAAGAAGUACUUGGUGGUAACGUGUGCGAGAAGGAAGGUAAAUUUUGUAAAGAUAAAGGGGUGUAUAUAUCGAGAGUGAGAGGGUGCGAGUGAGAGGCGCAUAAGGAGGUGACGUGAAAGAAGAUUUUUGGGUGGGGAGGAAGGAAGCGUGUACGUUGAGUUGUGUUACGUUGCGCCGCGUCGCGUCGCGUCGCGUUAUCCAAGAUGAAGUCCGACUCUAAACCUUUGUUGACAGCUCAGGCGGAAAAGGCGAAUCAUUACACAUACUUGAAGGAAUUUCGCGUCGAACAAUGUCCCCUCUUUAUACAGCGCAAGUGCACCCAGCAUCGGCCCUUCACGUGCUUCAACUGGCAUUUUAUGAACCAACGGAGACGGAGACCCGUACGCAAAAGAGACCGCACCUUCAACUACAGUGCCGACAAUUAUUGCACAAAAUACGACGAGACUACCGGUAUUUGUCCGGAUGGAGAUGAAUGUCCUUUUCUUCAUCGCACUGCCGGGGAUACCGAGAGACGCUACCAUCUGCGUUACUACAAGACCUGCAUGUGCGUACACGAUACGGAUACACGUGGCUUCUGCGUAAAGAACGGUCCACACUGUGCAUUCGCACAUGGCAAUCAUGAUCUUCGUCCGCCUGUUUACGACAUCAAGGAGAUACAGGCAUUGGAGAAUCCAGAUUCCGAUCCCAACUCGUCGUCCAAUGGACCCAAUAUCCUUGACAAGGAGCGUAAUCUUAUGAACGAGGAUCCUAAGUGGCAGGACACCAAUUACGUGCUGAGUAAUUAUAAAACCGAACCGUGUAAAAGACCGCCGAGACUCUGCCGUCAAGGAUAUGCCUGUCCUCAGUAUCACAACAGCAAAGACAAAAGACGCAGUCCGCGUAAAUACAAAUACCGCUCCACGCCCUGUCCCAAUGUUAAGCAUGGAGAGGAAUGGGGCGAACCUGGCAACUGCGAACAGGGCGAUGCCUGCACCUACUGUCACACUCGCACCGAACAACAGUUUCAUCCUGAGAUUUACAAGUCGACCAAGUGCAAUGACGUUCAGCAGGCUGGCUAUUGCCCGCGCGGCGUCUUCUGCGCGUUCGCGCAUGUUGACCGUGAGUGUACCCUCAUCAAUCUGUUGCCAACAGAAGAAAUGAGCCUGGCGAGGGACAUGGCAGUACCUAUAGAAUGUGGAACAAAUCUGGCGGAUUUACUCAGCAACGCUUUACCACCUGACAAACGAAGCCACGAGAAGGACAAGCCACUCAGCGAUAGCAGCUUGGCUACGUUGCAGAAUGGGAGUGGUGAGGUGUCUGAGUCUGCAAGUACUAGCAGCAUCGGAAGCAAUAGUUCACACAGUAAAGCACCAGGUGCCCAGCUACAUAAUACAAUUUCAAGCAGCACUGUUACAGCCUCUACGCAGCAGAAACUCACAAGCAUACUGUACAACCCAUCGUCUCUCAUUCAAGUUAGUGAAAUUAGAAAACAAAUGAUGGCCAUUGAUAGCGAUCCUUUAAUGACAAAGGCUGAAAAAGCACAGAGGAAACAGAGUCUCUAUAUAGCUUACAAUUUGAAUGGCACAUUAGGCAGUCACUCAUUAACAAGUACAGUCUCACCGUUGUCCAGUUCAUUCUAUCCAAAUGAUACUGUGGAAUCUGUAGUAGGAACUGCAUUAGACGAGUUACACUUAGACGACCCUUUAAAUUUAGUAGACUCAAUUCAUAGGGAUACGAAUUCACCUAUUAGCAAUUCAAUAUCUGCCGGUCUCGCCAGCUCCGGACUCUUGGGCAGCUCAGCUCCCGUCAACAUACCAGGAAUGGCGGAGCGCUCGGUGCUUACAAAUUUUUCGCCAUCCACAUCGAGUCCUUUACAGCAAUUACAGUCAGCCGGUUUUCUAACAGGGUCUAGAUUCUCUCAUCAAGAUUCAAUGGAAUCGACGAUGCCAUUCAUGAACCAAGUAUCAGAUCCAUUCAGCAAUCACAUCUCUCAACUAAGUAGCUCAGCCUCAAAACUCAGCGGUUUCAACAGCAGCCUCUUUGACUUUGCCAAUCAAGGAAUGUCGCCCUCUCGUACUCAGCCACUUCCUGCAUCUCCAUUGGUCAAUCCGUUCUCCAUAAGUCCAAGCAACACGGGAUCUCUCUCAGAGUUACAGGUGCAGAGGUUGAGAGAGGAGCUGACGUCCAGUCGCGCACAACUGGCAAAGUGGGACGAACGCAUAAAUCAGGCGCGCGCCGCAUGCGAAGCUUGGCAAUUGGAAAGUGAAGAAGCUAGGCGCAAGGCGUCCAUAGCUGAACAACAACGAGAUGAGAGCGUGGAUUGCUUACAGGCACUGCUGCAAGUGAAGGCGCUACGAGUCGAGAACGAAGCAUCAAGCGGCGGUCCGUAUCUCCAUACACUGAGAAGAACCAGCGAGUUGAGAUCAUUGUCGAUAUCUACUUUAAAAUCAAUACAGUCGCAGCUACGCUCGGACCUCGAAGAAAUUGAAAAGGUGCUGUACAGGGAAACGGCAACAAAGUGCAUGGCUUGCGAGGAACAAAAUCGCACUGUUACCCUCUCACCGUGCAACCACUUCGUGGUCUGCUCGUCGUGCGCUCCGAAUCAGCGCGAGUGUCCGUACUGCCAGACUCCGGUAUCCUCCACAAGUUAGGAUCUCCUACUUCUAUUUCCUAGUAUGUCCAGUCUCGUGUGAAGCUUGCAAAAAAAGCCCCAGCAUCUUUAGGAACAACCAUCAGGAAGUUUUGUCCUCUUGCGUUAGAGGAGCGCUAUGUUUCCGAUGUCCGAUGAUCCCUGGUUAUAACCGUUGAUCAUUAGUAUUAGAGGGAAAAAAAAGUAAAGCUAAAUAGAAUAUAUCUCGGCCUUGGAAACCCGAGUAUAACCGGGAAUCGAUGUGUCUCUCGUUUUAUGUCACAACGAGCAUUAUUCACGUCGCUUAUAUAUAUAUAUCUGUAUUACGUCACAUUGCGGGGACACGUAAUCUGUAUUGUAAUCUUUUUUUUUUUUUUUUAAAUAUAAAUGGGAGUUCUGCGAUCUCCGUGGCGCCCGACAAAUGCGGUUUUAUAUAUACGAUAAUUUGUUUAACAGUCGUGAAUUUAUGAUAUUUAUUAUUUAAGUUGUGCGACGAGAAUGAAUUUUUAUCAAUGUAAUCUGGGAAUGUCUUGUAUGCGAGAGAACGAGAGGACGUGUGCUAGUCGGUACAAAAAAAAAUUGAUAUGGCAGAAACAAAGCGAAGUAUAUAUAUAAUAUAUAAAUAUAUUACACACACGAGACAUAGAUAUCACACAUACGUAUAGCGCUAUGAUAGCUUUUUCGAUCGAUAUGCACUGAGAGUCAUCGAUUCGUUUUUUUUUUUAUCAAAGAAAAGUUAGGUUUUGCUGCAUCGUGAAAUUAUUAUCUAUCGGAUGAUUUCAAGUGUACUCUGAUAUGGCUUAGCUCCUUGGUCUUUGAUUAAGGAACGAGAUCAAUCUUUUGUGAAUAAUUGGGCUUUGCGAAUGGAUACCGUGGGGGAGAUUAUUUAUCGGAGGAGUUCACAGUCGGAGGAUUACACUUGAAUGUUAAAGGAGCUUUGAGAGUAGAGCAGCGAUCGUUAACGUUAGGACAUGCUAGGGAAUAGACAAAGGCAACUUAUAUAGUUCCCCAACCUUUUUGCAAAAGCAAGUGGAAUUUUUCUUUUUACAUCUUAAAUAUCACUCCUCUUUGCCUUUUUCUCUCUCUUUACCUGGUAAUUCGUUCGAUUGCGAUGAGCUGCACUGUGCACGUCGACCUACCCCCCUGCGCGCCCCCACGGGUACCCGCGUUGCUAUUGUAUUUAAGGAAAAGUACUGUUUAAAUAGGAUUUUUCAAUUGUAUUUGUAUGGGGCAGUGAAUAUUACUAUUAUUAUUAUUAAUAUUAUUAGUAUUAUGAGUAUUAACUGUUUUUAUAUUUUCAAGUUUGAAGUGUAAUACGCGUGACGUCGAUUUCUGAAAUUAUGAAGAUUUUAGGUGUCAUUUGACGAGAUUGCUCAUUUAUAAUUGCAUUAUAGUAAAGUAACGUUCGCGUUUCGAAUAGAUCCAACGAAGUUUAGGAGAAGUCUGAUUAACAAAAAAAGGAAAUAUGGCAAUUGUAAAAAACAAAUGAAAGAAAAGUCUCCUGAAGCAGGUGGUCUUCUCGUUAAUGUUUUUUUUUCUCUUGCGUCACUUAUUGCCUAUAUUAUUUAACUCGAUUACAACUUUCCCACUGGGGAAACACAUAGAAGAAUUCAAGGGAGGCGAACACAAAGUGGACGAUAUAUCAUAUAGAAAGAUAAUUUAUCGACGCGUUACCACGCGAUAAUUUAUCGGUUAUUGUUAGUUAAUGAAGAAGAAAAAACAAUUUUUAUAUCGAUGCGCUUCUAUUUUCAUAAUUGCGAUUUAGAUUAGAAUAAUAGCACGUACAUUACGUUUGAUGCUUUUACGUAGGCCAAGAAUACUUUUAGAUAUUACCUUGUAAGCGUGUAUCAAAUUUAGCUCUUAGUAUUGAAUUAAAAUACUAAAUUAUAAUUAUCGUCCGUGCGAAAGCGUUAACGUAGAAUUAAAGGGGGACAAAAAGUGUAUGUGUGUGAGAGAGAGAGAGAGAGUGUAUGUGAGUAUGAAUUAAUUUUUGGCGGGCGAUUCAAAGAUGAGCAUUUUUUUCAUGUACGUUAAGCAUAGCGUAAUUGUAACCGAUUCAACUCAGUCGUGUUGUCAUUUUUACAUUAUAGUUGUAAGUGCGGUCGUUAGUAGUGGAUAUAUAGGAUUUUCCAAUUUAAUCAAAAUAUAAGGGAAUGAUAUUUAUACGCUGUGUGAGGGGGGAGAGAGUGAGAGAGAGAGAGAGAGAGAGAGAGAAAGGGAAGAGAUAUAAGGGGAAGGAAGAGAAGAAUUAAAUGCGUCGUGGUGCCUCUUACGACGUGUACGGUGCAGUUCGACGUGAAACGCGUGUCUGUCACGUUAUGCAUUUAUAAUUUAGCAUUUGUCAACUUGCUCUUCCGUUGAGUGCUAAUUUUACGAAAUUUUCGAACCAAAAUAAUGUAAACGAAAGUUUCACGGCAACGCGACAAAAACUGAAAAACUUUGCAGCGACGUACGAUUGGUUUUAAAAAAAAGUUUCUUUUUUUUUUAAUUUUUAAUCACUGAACGUCGCAGUUUGUUAAUGUCUACGAUAUAAAGUGACUAUAAAUAUUUAACGACGAGAAGUAAGAAAAAAAAAUUUAAAAGAUACCCAUUAAUAUUAUCUAAGGUAUUAGAUUACUAGGAUAGAUAGGAACAACAUUAUCAAAUUUUUUCCUCGUAUAGACAUUGAAAUGUUGAAGUAACCAAUUUUAGAGACUAUUAUUAUUUAAUGUUUGCAUUUUAUUGCGAGAUCGUUUCUCUUUUUCUUUUUUUUUUCUUUUUUUUGUAACACGCGAAAAUUAAACAAUGUUCUUGGCUCGAGUGGUACUUUAGUCUCGGGUCGAGAUAAAGCAACUAAAGCAACAAGGAUUACGGUACUGCGAAUCGCAAGGAAAAGAAAAACAAAAAUGGGGUUAUCAGUAGGAGACCACCUUACUUAAUUAUUUAAUUAUUUAAAGCGUACAAUCAAUCGAAUUGUUUUAAUUUCUCCUCUAAUGGCUGCCCGUCUCUUUAGUUUCUCGAUUACCUUAAUAAUUUAGUAUCAAAAAGUGAGGCCAAAAAGCAAAGAAUAAAAUGUUUUUUAUUAGGUCAGUUUUUAUUACAGAUAAAUAUUGAAAUAUUAUAGACGUUAUAUGAUAAAAUACAAUUAUUCCUCCAUGGUGUGUACGGUCCGGGUAUGUGUUUUCUAUGGGUGACGACGACCGUCGUGAUGAAAUUAUUUAAGUAAAACAAUAAAGACGAAGGAAUACACGCAAGAUGCAUAUAAAAAUUGAAAGCACAUAUAGACUGCGUAUGCGUACAAAUUUUUCUUUCUCUCUUUUUUUUUGUCUCUACUCCUAUCCACUGUCAUUACGAUAAGUAAAGAAGAAGGAAAAAAAGUGAAUAACUGUUAUAUCUUGAAAUUCUAUAUUUUAUUGAAACUUCAUUUAAGAUAGUAAGAUGAGAGAAGAAAAGGGGGGGAAAAAUGAUAAAACAAAGUUGCUACCCAGCGCCGACAACGUGUGCUCGUUUUUAAUUUUACAUUAACAAAAAUAUAUAUAUAUAUAAAAAGAGAAUUAACGAAGACCGUGUACACACCGUUGGCCAAUUUUGCAAAGUACUAUUUAGGAUUUAAAGAAUUUAGCGCUACGAUAACGUGGCUCUUUCAAUUGCGUUUUAUAUGACUAGUGCUGCUCUUUACAAGGAUUAUACGUAUGUGUAUUGUCCGUCAGUCAACGAUUCUUACCGCGACUGACAUUGCUGCGUAAAUUAGGCCGAAUUCAAUAUUGCAAUUGACUACCUAAUUUUGCUUAUGCGACUAAUGCACUUAGGGAUAACCUUAAGGGAUGUUGAUGAUACACCGGCUAUUUGUAUGAGUCAGUUGUCAGGCGGACGAGGCUGGGCAAUAGAGAAACUUCGUUUCCAGCCGGAUCCACGUGACAACUAAUUCGCGUAAGUUAACCCUGUUUUCUUUUUGUUGACCCUUGAGGGAGAAUCGACUUUAAUUUUUUUAUUUUUACUGCCGUCAUUUUUGUAUCUCUUUAUUUUCACCCGAUUCAUCCGCUAGCAAUAAAUAUCUUUAACCGAUGUCAAAUAAUUGACGCGUGCGCCACUUGUAAGGAGCAGCCAUCGCAGGGUCUUUUAACUGAAUGCGAUCGCAGCGCGCUCUGUGUCACUUUACGGUAGUUCGUUCGGUACAAUGACACAAGUUUUAUUGCCGCUGUUUAUUUUUGUACUUUUAAUUGUAAAUUUCGGAAUCUCUGAUUUCUUUUGUCUCUCCGGCCUGUCAGAGAUCUUUUUACGUGAACGACUCUUUGACGUACGACGGUUCUUUGUUCGCGAGCGAGUCACGCGUUCGACUAGCCCACUUGUGGAGAGAGAUGUUAUGAUGAGGGAGGUUGACGGGAAAAAAAAAUUAAUAAAGAAUUGGAUAAAAAAUUAAUUGCACAAUUGUUUUUACGUGAUUUUGACAGAAUAUCAAGAGGGUGCCGUUACGAUCGUGUUGAGCCAAAAGACAAUUGCGAAGUUAUUCCUGGAUGAUGUAAACAUGUAACAUUAUAUUAUGAAACAAUUACGAUAUGUAUAUAUAUAUAUACAUAUAUGUAUUCACAAAUAUAUAUGUAUAUGUACAUACUAUUUUGAUUGUAACGAUAAUAUUUACGAAUAUUAUAAUGAUAAUGCGAAUAAUAAUAAUAAUGAAGUUAUCGUGAAAGCAACAAAUUUAGCUACAAAUAGGGUAAUAGGAGAGUAACAAAGUGAAUGAUUAGGUAAUAUUGUCUACUAAAGAAAGCAUACAGUUAAAUAUUUAUAUACCGCUGUCAACGUUGUUGGUUUCGUCGAUCCUUUCGAAUUCGUCGUUCGAAUCGAACCGUGUGUCCACCCCUUUGUGUUAUUCACGUACCCACGGCAAACUGCAAUUCCUCCGUGAGACGCCGCCGCGCACGAGUCAAACACAAAAGCGACACGAAAUAACAGUUUGCAAUUAAAUUUCGUAAGUCGCCCAAGUGUUGAUUUGCGUUUUCUACGUGGACCAGGUGAACGUUGCCUAUUAAUCGAGAAACGCAUGCAAAGGUUAAAGAUUGAAAAUUUGUGUGGCGACAAGGAAAAAUAGAAAAUAAGAUAUUGUCUUGCCGUGAGAAAAUAGAAAUUUUAAUCUCGAGUCGGCUUGCCGAUUGCUGGUUAAUCCAAUGUUCAGAAGCGGCGCGAAACUUGUCGAAACUUGACUUUGUCGAACGAAAGAAAAAAAUUUACAAACAAAAAUUCGUCUCGAACGCACAAUUGCAAACCAACAAUAAGGCAGGCUAAAUUGACCGACAUACACAUACUAUAUAUAUAUACAUAUAUAUAUAUAUAUAUAUAUAUUUUUGACAAGUUACAAUAACGCAAAUGCAAAACGUUAAAAUGCCUCCGUUUGUGCAAAUGAUUCUUCUCCCAUUGUUUUUUUUUCUUUUCCGUUCAUUAUUUUUCACUUAGGCUGCACGCCGUCAAAAUUUUGUAAAGGUAUCCGUUCUUUCUUAAUCAUUGAUUGGCAAUCGUUCAUGCCUUACUUCUUAUCACAGUCAAUAUUUCUUUGGAUGAUGUUUUCUUUUGUUCCUGCGUAUCGUGGGCCGAAUGAUUUGCACACGCCAGACAAGAAAACCUACACAUAAUCACUAGGCUAUACUGUACAAUAGUAUAAUGACGUAAAGGAAGCUAGUAAUGUGUAAUAUUUCGAAUGGAACGAUAAACAAGGAUCGCGAACGGCAGAGAGUCUGCUGUUUAUGUAUUUGUAUGAAAAUUUGUAAUUUGGAUAUACUUGCUGCGGAAUUAUCUGUAUCGUUAUUUUAUGUCGCUCCUGGUGUCGAAAUUCUUUAUUAUCGUGAUUCCUGUUGUUGUGCACAUUAGCGCCACCUGCAUUCGUUGGGAUACAAAAUACGUAUCGCUGUCGUUCCGUAGAGCUACGUAACGAGUUCUCGUUGGUCGUUGAGAUAUUUGUGAAAAUUCACAUUCAGGAUUCACUGACUAUAAGAUUUUGAUUGAACGAGGGAGGUCGCUAUUCUGAAAAGUUUUACGUCAUCGAGUGGUCGUUUUUUGUAGCGAGGAGCUCAUGGCAAUUUAACCUAACCUGACUUCGGAGUGUUGACACUGUAUGUCUGAGGAUCAAACUGUGAAGCAUUCACGAUGGGAUUUAUUAUUUAAUGACAAAAAAGUCUGUAUACGUGCGGGGGAUUUUGAAAAUAUCGUCGAUUUUUUCGAUAUUUUUUUUUCUGGAAUCGCGUCUCCCUCGCCAUGAGCCAUAUCUCCAUUGCCAAAACGUUCAGUCCCGAAUAUGCUUGAUUCUACAGAUAGAGAAUGUAUGCGUGAUACUUUUUUCCCCAGGCACUUCGAGCGAUACCCAAAGAAAGGAAAGGGAAAAAAAAAAGAGAAAAGGCGAGAGUACGGCUGGAAGACGCAAUCUCUGUAGCUUUCUUUUCUCUCUUUUGCUUCUUGUCGGAAAAGCUAUUUCCCCAAAUAUAUAUAAAUAUAAUAAUAAUAUCUUUGUCGACGCGACGCCAGGCGACAGCGAAUCUCGUGUCGCCCGUUUCGUCGCGCGACGCGCAAACGUCCUGACGACAGAUGAUACAAAGAGAGAAUAAUAAUAAUACGAGUAACAAUAACAGAACGCAAAACAAAAAAUGUAACCGAAAAACGACCAAGCGAAUAAAGAGAAAGAGAGAGGAAAAAUGAAAAGAUAUAAGGAAAAUGAUGAAACUAGGAGAAACGUGUGACGUCCACGUCAGAGACAAUUAUAUCGCAUGACAGGUAUAUAGACGACGUUUUAAACAGUGCCAUUUUGUGAACGGAUCGAACGCUCAAUGUUUUUAGUUUCCAAAGACAAUUUCACAUCAUGGAAGUAAUAACGGAAUGGAAAAAAAUAUAAGGAAAAAAAAAAGAAAGACAUAGCAUCUGAAACAAUAAAUAAAUUCUUGAUAGCAGUACAAGGUCGCUUUGGAAAAUGCCAUCUAUAAUUAUAAAGCGUUUAGAAAAUUAAAAAAAUUUAUAUAUUCUAGAAUAUACUAUAUAACUCUGUCUCUCGUGGUCACCAUAAAUGAAAUUAUUAUCUCCGAUAUUGUCAGUGCACCGUGUGUCUCUAAGAAAGGAAAUUCCAGUAAAGACGAACGUAAGACGAGUCCAAUAAACACACAAAGAAAUGAGCUCCUCGACGUAGGCCGUCGUGACGUAUGUAUAAUAGAGAGAGAAUGAAUUAUGUUGUGCGCGUUUAGCUUGUCUCUUUCUCUCUUUCGUGUAUGCCGAACUCCGUGAAAGCGCAUGCGCGAUGCGCGCGCAACCUCUCGUGGCCGUUGAAACGUUUGACUAUUUUUGCAAUAUUACGAAAAAGAAAAAAGAAAAAAAAAGAAAACCGUCUUCCGGUACGAUAAACGACGUCGAUACGUCCGUUAGUUAGCCCAGAGCGAAAAAAAAAAAUUGUGUCUAGUGAGAGAAAUUUUUGACGUCGGUCGGGUUCUUGAUAAACAAAGCGUAAUGGAAGCAGCGGCGUUGGUUGGGAGGACUGUGAUCGAGCGGACGGAGAGUAAAGGCAAAACGUAAUAAAGUAAAAGGGAUAGAUGGGACGAUGAAUUAAAAUGGUGAGCGAAGUGAGGAUACGGAAGGACAAAUGUUAUGGAGAAUCGUAAGCUGAAUCCGUAACCUCGAAUUCCUCCAGAUGUCGUGCAGUCUUGCGAGAAGGGAAAGAGAGAAAACGAAAUGUUUUGAACUAACCUCAACUGUCAUUCUAACACAAUUUGUAACGUGUACAAGUACGAAAGUCACUUGUCGUUCUUCGGAAUGAAGAUUUCGUAGGUUUAUUACAAAAUUAUAAUACCUUAGCUUGUGGUGUCGAUUUAAACGAGAAAUAAUAAAAGCAAUGUGCUAUGCGUUAGGAUGAAUAUUUGACGAGGAUCGUUCAAACUUUGUUGUACGAGCAAAGCGGAUGAGCUUAAACGUACAUUUUCACUUGGCAGGUCCAAUGCGUAUUGUUUUUUUUUCUCUUCGUUAACUCGGCUUUGUUUACCUUUUUUUUUGUCCACGUCUCCCGCCGCCGCAUAGCUCUUGACGUCGCGUUGUGAAUUCUUAGAAAGUAUAGCAGUAAUAUUAAGUUUUGCUCGUACAACACUGUUACGGACUGCGCACAGGGUGGCUAUAUUAUGCUGUACGACUGCGGUUCACUUUUUUAUAAGGAAACGAACACUCGAUAUUUCUUUUCGUUUUUUUUUCUGCGUCAAAGUACGCGAGUGAUUAUCUUCUGCUCCAAGAGGGUCCCUUUCAGGAGAGCAUCCAUCUUUCUCUGUUCCUGGAGUAUUGUUGCUUCUACGCGUUCUGUAUGUAGUACGAGCGUAUUGGCUUUUUGUAAAAAAACAUGGGAAAGGGAAAGAAAGAAAGUUUUAAAAGUCGAUUGUAUUAAAUAAUGCAUUUUUCACUCCAGAAAGACUGACGGACGUCUAUGGAAUAUAUAUAUUAUGACGUAUUACAAUAAAUCGUGACCAAUAUUUCUCGAUUGUAUUUAUUCGACGCGAGCUGGUCGAGUAUAUUAUGCAUUUUUUUGGGGAGGGGCAGUUUAAAGAAUCUUAGUCUCUUCUCGACGCUUUCAAAGGGCACAAUAUAUUUAUCCCUCUUUGAUCCAACUCGUGUAAAUCCCACCCUCUUAGCCACCCUGUCGGACGGGUACAAUAAUUUUAACGAAAUAUACCUUACUCCUAAUUGAUAUUAAUGAUAAUAGUCGAUAACAAAUUCUUAGAAUUUCAAAGUGGUCUGUCGUUCUGGUUGUGGUUACUUCUACGUGUGCAUUUUGUAAUAAAACUUAAUCAAUUCUUGACUCUCAUAUCAGCAAACUUUUUGGUAUGAAAUUUGGAGGUUUUGUAUGUUUGUAAAUUCCUCGAGGCGAAUAACGACUGUUUCUAUAUUUGCGUAACAAUACGUAAAGCUCUGUGCGGAUAGGAUCGAUUGUUUAUCAGAUUUAUAUAUAUGUAUAUAUAUGCGUAUAUGUAAAACAUUAUACAUAUAUGUGUAUAUUAUGUUCGUAGAAUCGAACUGCCUAUUACUAAAUACUUGGCAAAAACAAAAUCUAAUAGCACGAUGUUUCUACUCGUUCUGCAGAAAAAAAAUGUUCUUUCAUCGAUAUUGAAGUUUUUCGGCGAAGAAAGCGUUUUUAUUCUCAUGCCGAUACGUUCGAUGAUCUCGAUUGAUCAAUCGAUCGAGGAUUUCGCAUCAUCGAGGGGGGCUAUCUUCUUUUUUAUAUCCUCAUUUCUUGUUCAAUGUUUAAUAGGUUCCCAUUCGGUCUUGCACGAUCUGACCGUCGGCAAAGUGAUACGUGUUUCUUGGCUGGAAAAGAGAACAAAGAAAUUAUGACAUUUACAUGGAAACGGAAAAGAAACUUUUUGGGUCUCCUUUUCGGAAGGAGUAAAAAAUUAACUCGAGUGUUUUUUGUUUUUAAUUCAGUGCAUACGUCAUUCGAAUGGGAGCCUGAUAUACAAUUGCAAAUGUAUUAGCUGUAAGAGGCGAAAUUGCGCAUGCGAAAAGAAAAAAAAAAACAUUUUUAAUGUCUAGUGUGAAAGUACUUGCGAAUUCAAAAAAGUAGGCGCGUGCGUUUUAAUUUUUUUUUUUUUUUUUUUCAAAAAAGUGAAUCGUCUCGCGACAUUAUUAAUUGUCGCAAAGGAAUUUGACAAUUUUUCUUAAAUAUUUAUAAUGUCCUCGAUCUCUCUCCUUUUCGCGUUCAUUUUUCUUCCCUCGGAUAUUGAAUCGUCGCUGUUGGUCGUUGUUAUUUUCGUUUUUGGACUCACAAUAACGAAAUAAGUAUUAUCGAGUGACAUUGGCGUCGCUUUAUGGUAGUAAGUGUCUUGUUUUUGUAGUGAAUCUAAAUGGUAACGUGUGAUUGAAAAUUUGUUUCUGUUUUUUGUUUCUUCGUCAGGCGUUAAAAAGAGGGGGAGAGACGUCGUGGAUAUAAAAUGGCGGAUGCUCGCUAAAGAACACGGAGAAUUAAUAAAACUCAGUGGCGCGACGAUGGGCGAGUUCACUUUGAGUUUCGUUAUCGAGUGAUUGAAAGCGACUGUAACAAAUUCUAAUGAAUGCCAGUACAAAUUGAAUGACAAAUGGUGGUGCAAUGUUGGGUGGUCAUUGACGGAAUGGUAAGCGGGGGCGGCUAACUAAGGACGUAAACAAUGAAAAUAAAGGGCACCACCGAAGAAAAGGGCGGUGGGAUGCAAAAAGUGGGGUGAAAAAUAAGUGGAAGAAAUUAGGGCGACAAAUGAGAAAGAAAAAAAAUAUUCACGACUCGUAUUUUUGGCAAUACACAAUUAAGUGAGCGUUAAAGAGAAUUAAAAAAAAAAGAUAAAGAUGAAAAGUAACGAAGGACAAUGACGAGGAAAAAUAUACUGAAAUAGUAUAGUAGCUGUUUGUAGCCGAUAAAUAAAUUUCCUUUUAAUAUUUUUUUGAUGACUGAAAAUUUAUAUAAUAAUAACGAUAAUAAUUAUAUAUACGACGUACGUAAUACAAUUCGUAGAACGAAUUUUUUCAUUAUUGCUUCUUAUGCUAUCACUAGGUAGUGUGUACUAUACAAGAUAAAGAGGAUGGAUAUUGUAAAUCGAUAAUAAAUUGAAAAUAAUUGUGAGAAUUUGAAGGAGCGAAGGUAAACGAAAAAUUUAAACACGUAAUUGAAUAAUAUAAUAAUACGAUUUCUCUGUAGUCGAGUGUGGUUGUUUGAAAUUACACGAAUUUUUUUUAUUGCCACGACAUUUUACUUUGUUCAUUCCGUUAGAAGUUGCCAUGACGUACGUGAUUAUACUCAAGUCACUGCAACGAUGGAAUUAGAUGGCGCGAAAGACUCAAUGGAAGCUGACAGGAAACAUCUUAUUCUCAUGGCAGAUGCAGCGUUCUGUACGGCUUCGUUUUUUUAUUGUCUUUACUUUCUCACUCGUCUAGAUAGGAUUUUUGAAAAUUAUACGAAUAUCCCUCGGUUGUUGCUCGCGACAUGUAGAACCUUGAAUUUCGAGCUUCGUGAAUUGUCGCUCAUCUGCUCGACGACAAUCGGUAUAUUUUGCGACAGCACAUCAGCUGCCUUCAGAAGUUUUGUCAUCACGACAACGCACCUGCUGUUACGAUGGUUAUCAAAAAACGCUAAUAAUUAAGCAUAUUGAAUGUAUCUAUUAUGAACAUCUACUUUGUACUAAUUUAAACAUAAAAUAAAGAGUGAUCAAACGUGA
Molecule: messenger RNA, 15375 nt
Organism: Cephus cinctus (wheat stem sawfly)
Lineage: Eukaryota; Metazoa; Arthropoda; Insecta; Hymenoptera; Cephidae
Gene: unk
Product: putative E3 ubiquitin-protein ligase UNKL
Exons: 12
Coding region: 1800-4226 (808 amino acids)
Molecular function (GO): metal ion binding
Source: RefSeq, a predicted model, not a curated record